Helianthus annuus (common sunflower) is the source of this 1926-nucleotide messenger RNA. RefSeq lists its product as uncharacterized. NCBI's taxonomy places the organism in Eukaryota, Viridiplantae, Streptophyta, Magnoliopsida, Asterales, Asteraceae. The coding region runs from base 1181 to 1846 and encodes 221 amino acids. The transcript is spliced from 11 exons. The record is from RefSeq and is a predicted model, not a curated record.
GAACAUAUAUUUCUUUAUUUCCAGUAUUUUUAUGUAUUUAUUUACACGAUUAUAAUUUUUUAUAAAUAUGUAUUUAUGUAAAUUUAUGUUAGUCAAUAUGAUCUUAGAAGUUUUCAUAUAAAUUCAUGUUAAUUUGCUCUGCAUUCAUAAAUUUAUUCCAAACAAUAACUUUUCUUUUUCUUGAGUAACUGUUUGAGAGGUAAGGUAUGGAAGACCAAGGUGAAAUUACUUUUUUGAAUGAUAUUGACGCUCUUAGUACCAACUACACUAUCAAAGUGAAGAUUAUUAGUUUGUGGAGAAAGAAGAUGAAAGGUAACGAAAGAGGGACAUAUGGAUGAGAUGAGUACCAAGAUUCAAGCUUCUUGCUUACAUAGGUUGUUUUCAAAAUUUGAGAGACAUCUUAAUGUUGAUGAAUGCCUUAUAAUGAAAAGGCCAUCUCUUGCUGCGAACACUGCAUCUUUCAAAAUUAUUCCUAACAAUCAAAAGCUAUCUUUGUAUUACCAUACAUUUGUCGAAAAGUGUAGUAAAUGGGAUGGUCCACAGUUCAUUUUUGAUUUUGUUGAUUUCAAGGAUGUUUUGUCACAGAGAAACAAGGAGGGUACAACAAUAGAUUUCAUCGGUUACGUUGUUGUUUGCUACAAGAUUGAGGACACUAACAAAAAAGAUGGUACUAAAGGAAAACGCCUUAAUCUUAAGCUUCAAGAUCUCUAAGAUGUUGAGGUUGAUUUAACUCUUUGGGAUGAUUAUGCGAAGGACAUGUGUUCGUACAUGCUUAGUCAAGAUCGUGAAGCCCAUGUUGUCAUUGCUGUUCAUUUUGGUGCUGUUAAAACCUACAAAGGUAAGUGGGGGAUAUCUAAUAAUUUUGACGGUACACGGCUUUUCAUUAACGACAAUUUUGAUCAGAUGCUGACAUUCAAGGAAAAGUUUAUUGCAAAACUUUCUGCUUCAGCUGAGUCAAGUAGCCAUGUUGGGUCGUAUGUGAUAUGUUCUGUUGAAGAUGAAUUUGUGAACAAUGAUGUUUUCUCACCAAUUGCUUAUAUUGGUUCAAUCAUACAGCCAAAAAAAGUUGUUAUUGUGGGAACUAUUGUAGCAAUUGUUUCUGAUAAGAUGUGGUAUUACGAUAAAUGUAACUAUUGCAAAUCCAAAGUUGAGCAAAAUUUUGAAACUUACGAUAAGGAGGAUGGUACAAGCGAUGUUAGAGAUGAGAAGGUAUACCAAUGUUCCAACAAGGAUUGUCAAGGAAAAGAUGUUUUUCCCAAUGUCGAGGUUUAAAAUACCAAUUCGAGUUCAAGAUUCUACCGGUACGGUGACACUUACAUUGUUUGAUCAUGAGGUGUUGAAGUUUGUUGGUAAAACUGCAAAGGAAAUUAUACAAAUUCAGCACGAUAUACUCAAGACCAAUGAAAUGCCCAGAGCAUAUCCUGUUGAGUUUGACACAUUGGUUAAUCUCAAGUGUGCUUUCAUUAUUCGAGUAACAGACUUUAAUAUUACGAAUGCUGUUGAGAAUUAUGGUAUAUCAGUUGUGACCAAUGAUGCUGAUAUCUUGGAUCAGCUAAACAAAAAAUGGAAAAUUGAUCAACUUGAUGCCUCUGAUUCGUUUGCUAUGAGUCAGUCUGAUUUCCAAGAUGCUGGCGGUGAAAGUGCAAAGGAUGGUGUUUCUUACACUGGUGAUAACUCUACACCUGUUUCAAAGGAUUUUGCUUCUGACUUGAAUCAAUCAUCAACCUAUUUGAAGCGUAACCUUGGUGAUGUUUAUGCGAGUGAAGACGUAGUGGGAUCGUCGGCAAGUAAACCUCGCAUAAGUGGUGAUACCAUUUCUUCUGAUGAGGGUCAUGCAAAGAAUUAAUAACCAACUAAUCUAUUAUUACAAUAAGAAACAUUUGGUUUGAUGUUUGACAGUUUGGUUUGAAUUUCUUUUUUUUUUGG